CUAACACUCACUCAACACCAAAGUACCAUUAAAACAACUUUUUGGAUUUUAUAUCCAAACAAUUAUUAUGGAAUUCCUUCUUUAUUUACUUUUAUUUUUCUUACUCAAUUCAAGAUUAAUCAAUGCUCAAGGUCCCCCUUCACCUGGCUACUAUCCUAGUUCUAGGGCACAAUCUAUAGGAUUUAACCAAGGUUUUAGAAACCUUUGGGGUCCUCAACAUCAAUCAUUGGACCAAAGUACCUUAACUAUAUGGCUUGAUAAAAAUUCAGGAGGAAGUGGUUUUAAAUCUCUAAAGAAUUAUCGUUCUGGUUAUUUUGGGAGUAGUAUUAAGCUACAACCUGGUUUUACUGCUGGAAUUAUUACUUCUUUUUAUCUUUCAAAUAAUCAAGAUUAUCCGGGGAACCAUGAUGAAAUUGAUAUUGAAUUUCUUGGAACAACACCAAACAAGCCAUAUACUUUACAAACAAAUGUGUAUAUAAGAGGAAGUGGAGAUGGAAAUAUUAUUGGAAGAGAAAUGAAAUUUCAUCUUUGGUUUGAUCCAACAAAAGAUUAUCACAAUUAUGCAAUCCUUUGGGACCCCAAUGAGAUCAUAUUUUUUGUCGAUGAUGUCCCUAUUAGAAGAUACCCUAAAAAAAAUGAUGCAACAUUUCCACAAAGACCUAUGUAUGUCUAUGGUUCAAUUUGGGAUGCAUCAUCUUGGGCAACGGAGGAAGGACGAAUUAAAGCGGAUUAUCGAUACCAACCUUUUAUCGGAAAAUAUAGUAAUAAUUUCAAGGUUGAAGGUUGCGCGGCCUACGAGAGUCCCUCUUGUCGUCGAGCGCCUUCUAGCUCUCCUUCGGGGGGUGGAGGGUUGAGUCGACAACAGAUAGAGGCUAUGUUGUGGGUGCAUAGGAACUAUAAGGUGUACGAUUAUUGUAGGGAUCCUAGGAGGGACCAUACUCACACACCUGAGUGUUAGUGUGUGAACGAUCGUAA
This is a messenger RNA of Solanum lycopersicum (tomato), 975 nucleotides long. RefSeq names its product xyloglucan endotransglucosylase-hydrolase XTH6 (gene XTH6). Gene Ontology annotation, cellular component: apoplast; cell wall. NCBI's taxonomy places the organism in Eukaryota, Viridiplantae, Streptophyta, Magnoliopsida, Solanales, Solanaceae. Gene Ontology annotation, molecular function: hydrolase activity, hydrolyzing O-glycosyl compounds; xyloglucan:xyloglucosyl transferase activity. Gene Ontology annotation, biological process: xyloglucan metabolic process; cell wall biogenesis. The record is from RefSeq and is marked validated.